This is a messenger RNA of Aedes albopictus (Asian tiger mosquito), 2984 nucleotides long. It is a transcript of the gene Poxn, whose product is annotated as paired box pox-neuro protein. Gene Ontology annotation, biological process: anatomical structure development; regulation of transcription by RNA polymerase II. The record is from RefSeq and is a predicted model, not a curated record. Gene Ontology annotation, molecular function: RNA polymerase II cis-regulatory region sequence-specific DNA binding; DNA-binding transcription factor activity, RNA polymerase II-specific. Bases 593 to 1951 code for a protein of 452 amino acids. The transcript is spliced from 7 exons. Lineage: Eukaryota; Metazoa; Arthropoda; Insecta; Diptera; Culicidae.
GUGACUGUGUCUCUCGCGUGUGUUGUUUUUCCGUCCUUGCCGCGCGCCAUGUGCCAUGUGCUCGGUUCGCUCUAGGUUCGCUUUCCAGUCGAGAUUGUGAAACGGAACGUUUCGUUCGCUUCCCGCCGCUCGUCAGCAGCCGAUGCGUAGCGUGUGUUUUUAUCGGGUUGAUUACGGGCGAUCGUAGCCUGUCGCCGUGAGAAUUUCUGUAAGGUGCGUGUUGUUCUGGGAAGUGUUACUGUGUUGUGUGCUCCGUGAAGAGAUUUAGAAGAUUUAUUGUCGUUUCAUCAAAAAUAUAUUGUGUAUUCGAAUGAAAUAGGAAGUUCAGAAACGAAACUGUGAUUGGGUAGUGACGAGCAAAGAAUUGUAUGAAAUGAAGCUGUUACACUUUGGCUGUGAUGAGGAUUAAUGUAAAACUGAAAGUGAUUCGAAGGAUUUAGUGAUAAGCUGGAGAUUUAGUGAAAGUUCCAACGAUAAUCUGCAAAUCUAAAUUCCUCAUAACCUGCAACUCCCACAAUAAACAGAUAUCGCCGACCUAACGACGGCUAUCGUUUACCAUCGGCACUCAUUGAACUCCCGCAGAGUGGAAGAAAUGCCCCAUACCGGUCAAGCAGGUGUCAACCAGCUCGGCGGUGUUUUCGUCAACGGUAGACCCCUGCCGGACAUCGUCCGCCGGCGGAUAGUGGAACUGGCUCUGAUGGGCGUGCGACCUUGUGACAUUUCCCGCCAGCUACUGGUGUCCCAUGGCUGUGUAUCGAAAAUUCUCACCCGAUUCUACGAAACCGGUUCGAUAAGGCCCGGAUCGAUCGGUGGCAGCAAGACCAAGCAAGUGGCAACGCCAACCGUGGUGAAGAAAAUCCUACGCUUCAAGCAGGAAAAUCCCGGCAUGUUUGCCUGGGAAAUUCGCGACCAGCUGCUAGCCCAAAGGAUUUGCGACCCGAACACGAUACCCUCGGUGAGCUCGGUCAACCGGAUACUGCGGAACGGGGGACUCUGGACGGACGACAUGACGUCGAAUGAGCAAAUGAUGCGCGACCAGUCACAUUCUUCAUCUUACAUGCCCUCGAAACCUUCAAUGACACAUCCAUUAUACAGCCAAACUCUAGAGCAGCACCAUGCACUCCUCAAUCAAUACCGGUACAGUAUGGCCGCAGCCGUGUCGCCAGAUGGAAAACCUGUGCAUCAACACCCGUACAGCUCCGUUCCGGGAGCCGUUCCUCCGAUGCAGAAAACCGCCGCCGUAAACAUCAUCCAACACGAAGGCCACACACCAACCAAAGCCGAUCCCACCAAGCAGCUGCCUUCACCGGGAUCACCCAAGGCGGAGUCGAAAAGUGAACCCACCUCUUCAAGUUCUACACCGGCCGCCCUCUCGCCCCAGAUGGCGUACCUGCCGAAACACUGGAUCUGGAACACCAGCUUGUUCUACGCAGCCAAUCGCAGCAUUGCGGCUGGAGCCGAUCCUACGGUGGCUUUCCCACAUGGCUACCUGGCGUACGGUAAUCCGUUUGCAACUUCCGGUGGAUUCGCUGUGCAACGGGACAGCUACAGAAAUGAUGGAACUAGUUCUAAUACCAGUUCUUCACCGGUUCAGAUCACCGAUGUCAAUUCGGAUGACUCCUCGGAUAAUCAUGAUGAUCUGAGGACGAGCAUCUGCAAGAAACGCAACCCGUACUCGAUCGAGGAGCUGCUCAAGAAGCCCGAAAAGCGCCAAAAACUGGACUCGGUAACCAUUACCUGCGUGCCGCGGAACUCCCGUGACGGUUACCAAUCGUCACCGUCGGCAUCGCCAUCGAAGUCGACCAGCCCUCCCCUUCAUCAGGCAGCCCACUACUCGGCAGUUCCCGGUUCAACGGGAUCACUCAACGAUCACCACGAGGGCAUAAGCCUGAUUAAAUCCAAACCGGAAACUCUCAACGAGAACAGUGUGAAUAUUGAAAUUUGUGAUUGAACUGCACCGUUAGAGUAUUUUCCCAUUGCCAUAUAGGAAAACGCAUUUGUUGAACUAGUUUUGUACGUACUGUUAUCGCUAGCUGUGGAGAAUCCAUAAUUUUGUAUAUAGUCACACUUUGAACUGUGAAAAACUAACUUCCCCAAUCAAGAAUCUGUGGAUCUGUCAAUAUAAAUAAAAUAAGUUUAAUUUAUUAACACGCUAAGACCCGUACUGUUGAACUUAGAUUCGUUCUCAAAGAAGACUCAUUGUAAAAAUAACAACAAAAAACAUUCAGACUAGUGUGAAUCAAAGAAAAUCACAGAAAUCCACUGCUCAAAACCCCCACUGACUGUAAGAUAAUGUAGACUAAUUGUUUUAAUUAACAGCCGAAGCGAAUUACUGUAAUAAAUUAAAAGAAAAAUAAUUUGUUCUCUUCUCCAUCCAUCCGAUACGACCUACCACCGUCCACUCCACCGAGGCCAUCAAAACGAUACGGCGCUGAAGAAGAUGAUGAUCAUGAUGAUGACGAUCGACGACAACCGGAGAGAGUCGCGAACGACACGGUCAUAUUGUAUCAAUAUUGUUGCUUUGGUCACCACAAAACGGCAGCAGCAGCAGCAGCAAACAGCGUGUAAUAAUUGCGACCGGUUUUUGAUCCGCUUGAUGAGUCCUUGCGCGAUCCGCCACGCGGUUAUCUCGGUGGCGAGAUCUUCGGUUCGUUUCCCCCCGCUGGCUGCUGGCUGCUGUUGGCUGUGAGAUUGAUCAGAUUGGAGCAAAUCACAUUCCUACGAUACGAUACGCCACGGUCGACGACGAUGACGACGUAUGGGAAUUGAUGGUCGUUGCAGUUUAAUUAACUGGUUGAGCUUUACGAUUGCGAAAAUUGGAUGAUAUAGGGUGAGGUUUGGGCUGAUAAUUGAUUGCCAAUCUCACGGAUGUGACUCUUCGGAAAUGCAUGCUGUGAGUAGGGUAAGGUGGGGUAAGAUGACAUUUUUCAAACUUUCAUCGUUUUCAAUGAAAAAUAGCUUCAUUUGUUCGGCAUUUGAAGUGG